Messenger RNA from Alosa alosa (allis shad), 10563 nucleotides. It is a transcript of the gene vps13a, whose product is annotated as vacuolar protein sorting 13 homolog A. Gene Ontology annotation, biological process: protein targeting to vacuole; protein retention in Golgi apparatus; autophagy. The record is from RefSeq and is a predicted model, not a curated record. Lineage: Eukaryota; Metazoa; Chordata; Actinopteri; Clupeiformes; Clupeidae. The transcript is spliced from 71 exons. Gene Ontology annotation, cellular component: extrinsic component of membrane.
CUGUGUUUAUUUCAGGAAAUUGACCUGGCGCUCUGUGAACAAGCUGCCAUCCCGAAACCACCAUGGAUCCUGAGCGGCUUUAAACUAACCAGGAGGCAAGAUGGUAUUUGAGUCUGUGGUCGUGGACGUCCUCAACAGGUUUCUUGGCGACUAUGUGGUCAACCUCGACAGUUCCCAACUCAGUCUUGGAAUAUGGGGAGGUGACGCUAUCCUGAAAAACCUAGAAAUAAAGGAAAAUGCCCUUAGCCAGUUGGACAUUCCUUUUAAAGUACGGGCAGGACACAUAGGACGCCUGGAGCUGAAGAUCCCUUGGAAGAAUCUUUACACUCAGUCUGUGGAGGCCACUCUAGAUGAAGUCUACCUGCUCAUCGUUCCCACUGCCAGUAUUAAGUAUGAUGCUGAGAAGGAGGAACGACAGCUACAGGAAGCUCGUCAGAGGGAGCUCCAACGUAUUGAAGAGACCAAACAGAGAGCAGCUGAACAAGAGAAUCCUCAGCUGCAGAAGCAGGACACCUUUGUGGAGAAACUUGUCACUCAGGUGAUCAAAAACCUCCAGGUGAAGAUUUCCAACAUCCACAUCCGUUAUGAGGAUGAUAUAACCAACCCAUCCUCCCCCAUUUCAUUUGGAGUAUCUCUACAAAACCUCAGCCUGCAGACAGCAGAUGCUAAUUGGCACCCAUGUCUGCUGGAGGAGAAAGCCAAACUGUUCUUCAAGCUGGUGCGGCUAGACAGCCUAUUUGCCUACUGGAACACCAACUCUGAGCUCUACUCCAAUCACGCCCCAGACCAGGCGCUGAGAUGUCUGAGACAUAAUGUUGCUGUGGAGGGUUCCAUCCCUCAAGAUUAUCAAUAUGUAUUCCGACCAAUCUCGGCGCGAGCCAAACUGAGAAUGAACCCACGGUCUGAUGUGGACUUAUCGGCCCCUAAAGUGGACCUGAUGGUCAAUCUCCCUAACGUGUCUGUGGAGCUCAGCAGGCCACAGUAUGUCAGCAUCCUGGAGCUACUGGGUUCAGUGGACAUGAUGUCACGCAAUUUGCCAUACAGGAAAUACCGUCCAGACCUGCCCCUUCAUAACAAUGCCUUCCUAUGGUGGCGCUAUGUCAUCGCGGGGAUCCUGGAGGUGAACGUGAAGCCUCGUCUGCACAUGUGGUCGUGGCAGCACAUCCGCCGCCACAGACAAACAGUCAAGCGCUACAGGGGACUCUACAAACACAAGAUCACCAACAAGAAACCUAUGGAGUCUAUGCUGAGAGAGUUGGAGGAAACUGAGAAGACUUUAGACAUCUUCAAUAUCACACUGGCACGCCAGCAAGCAGAAAUGGAGGCCAUGCGGGCGGGGCUGCCUGUGAUUCGUCCAGGUCAGAAGGCGGAGGUGGAGGAGUCGCAGGGCUGGUUUGGCUGGAUGUGGAGCUGGGGAUCGGAAACCUCACCUAAGAGCAAAGAGACUGUCAAAACCGGAGGGUUUGACGACCUUAUGACACCGGCGGAGAAAGACAAACUCUACAAGGCCAUUGGUUACAGUGAGAUAGCCGUCAAUCACAACUUGCCCAAAAAUUUUGUGGACAUGAAGGUGAGCUUCCAGCUGGUCAGCAUGAGUGUGAGCUUGAAGGAGAGUUCAGACAAGCCAGAGAUCCUCAAGUUGGCCGUGAUGGACCUGAGUGCCAUGCUGACCCAGAGACCAGGAGCGCAGGCCUUCGGGGUGUCUGCCCAGCUGUCAUCGUUUGAAGUGACUGGACUUCCUCGAAACCACGUGGCUCCUAUCCUGCUGUCUUCGCGGCGUGUGGCUGUGGAGAAUCACAACCCGCUCCUGACGCUGAUGUUUGAGACCAACCCACUGGACGGCUCGGCUGACCAGAAACUACACGCCGACGCCCAGCCACUGGAGAUCAUUUAUGAUGCUAUGACGGUGAACAGCCUGUCAACAUUCUUCCUGCUCCCUGAUGAUGUCCAGCUGGAUGAGCUGACCAAUGCGACACUCAUGAAGCUGGAGCAGUUCAAAGACCGCACCGCUACAGGCCUCAUGUAUGUGAUCGAGACUCAGAAGGUGCUGGACCUGAGGGUCAACCUCAUGGCCUCGUACGUCAUCGUGCCUCAGGGCGGCUUCUACAGUGGCAAGGAGAACCUCAUCCUGCUGGACCUGGGACACCUGAAGAUGUCCAGUAAGACGCGAAAGGGCCUGCCUCAUCUCUCUGUUGGCAGCAGCACCCUGGAGGACAUCAUGUCCAGAGCCUACGACAGCUUCGACAUCCAGCUCAGCAACCUGCAGUUCCUCUACAGCAAAGCAGACGGGGACUGGCGUGCGGCCCGCAAGCUGAAGCGCUCUGCGCUGCAUGUGCUGGAGCCGGUGGACCUGAGGGUGGAGCUGAGUAGAGCCAUGGUGGUGACGGACUCCCGCAUGCCCAAGUUUAAGAUAUCUGGAGAGCUUCCGCUCCUCUCUCUGCGGAUCUCUGAUGAUAAGGUGCGGGGUGUGCUGGCCCUGGUGGACAGCAUUCCUCUCCCAGAGAGCCGGCCCACCCCCACCCCCAAACCCAGCGCCAUCCAGCUCACACCCAAGCCGUCCAAACAUAUUAUGACCACGCCUCAGGUCAACCCAAGGAAAGGACCCUCCCUCGCUGAGAUGCGGUCGUCAAUGUUCUACGAUGCCAUCUCUAUAACGUCUAUGAGCUCAGAGGAGGAGCUCUUUUUUGAUGCUCCCAGCUCACCUGUCAAGGACCAGCCGUUCCUUUUUGAGGUUCCGCCCAGCUCACUGUCGCGCUCCGCAUCACUGAGGCAACGCACCAUGGCAACCCCCGAACCUCAGAAGAACAUGACUGACUUCCUCAUAUUAUUCAUGAUCCAGAAGCUCUCCAUCCAGCUGUGUCGUGUGAGUGACGGUGAGGAGGUGACUGUGCUCCACCUGAGCAUCGAGGGCUUAGGGGCGGAGCUGAAGAAGCGCACCUUUGACAUCCGAGCCGAGACCUUCCUGAGGGAGAUCUGUUUGGCCUGCCCCGAGUACACAGAUGCUGAAGACAAACCUGUGCACCUCAUAACAACAUUAGACAACACGGAGGAUGACCUGCUCAUUUUGGAGUACACAAAGGCAGAUAAGACCAGUCCAGAAUUUAAGACUGUGUAUAACAACACCGAACAGCUUGUAAAGGUGAACUUUUCAUCUCUGGACGUGCACCUGUACACGGAGGCGCUGGUCAACACCAUGAACUUCCUGAGCAAUCUACUGCCCCCCUCGAGCCCGGAGCCAGCCCCACCCCCCGCUGAUGAUGAGCAGGGAGAGGGGGAUGAGGAGGAAGAAAAAGAACAGGAGAAGAAGGAGGGGUCAGCUGUGGUCAAAGCAGUCUCUAAGAGGAGUAAGGGAGGGAAUGGAGAGGUGGUGAACAUGCACAUCCGAGCAGAUCUGUCCAGCCUGAAGCUCUUCAUCCGUGGGGAGAAGGCUCGCAUCGCAGAGAUCCACAUUGAAGGGCUGGUGUCUGAGGUAGUAAUGAAGAAGAAGGCAAUGGAGGUCCAGGCCAACCUGAAGAACAUCAUCAUUCUGGAUUGUGACAAAGAAGCCCUCUAUCAGAAGGCGGUGUCCAUAGCAGAUAAGGAGGUGUUUGCCUUCCGGAUGGUCAACUACACGGACGCCACGCAGGGCGACGCCUACAAGGACAUGAGCUGCGUCGACACAGACAUCAGCCUGACUGUGGGCUGCAUCCAGCUCAUCUUCCUCUACAAGUUCUUCUCCUCCAUUCUGACCUUUGUGGAUAACUUCCAGACGGCGAAGGCCGCCCUGGCGGAGGUGACGGCUCAGGCGGCGGAGAAGGCGGCGGUGGGCGUGCGGGAGCUGGCCGAGCGGAGCUCACGCAUCUCUCUGGCCGUCCGCAUCAACGCGCCCGUCCUCUUCCUGCCGCAGUCCUCCAGCUAAGCCGUCACGCCAUCGCGGCCGACCCUCGGCGUGGUGGUCAGUGGUCAAAGGUAACGUUAAAUGGAGUCCACCAUGUCCCCACUGCGCAAGGCCAUCCCACCCAUCACAGAUAACAUGAAGGUGGAGCUCAGCCACCUGAAGAUGUACAGGACUACAUUUGCACAUGGAAAGUUCCAGAAUGAGGUGGAGCUCCUGAAGCCAGUGAAUAUGGACCUGACGAUCAAGAGGAACCUCUCUGCUGCCUGGUACCACAACAUCCCAGACAUCCAGAUUGAUGCUCACCUCCGACCCAUGAGUCUGGUGUUGAGUCAGGAGGACUUGGCAGUGGUAUUACGGACUCUCAGUGAGAAUCUCUCAGAAACAGCAAGCGAGGAGUCAACCCCCUCAACUGCCCCUCCAGACAAGGCAGAUACUACCUCAAAUAAAGAAAAUACUGUGGUAAUCUCCGCUGUGGUGGAGGCACACCAGAGUGCCAAGCUGGAGACCAAACUCAAGCUGGACUUCAAAUUCGACUCCCUGACUCUACUGUUGUACAGUCCAGCUGAGACUCCACAGCAGGGUGCGCGUGAGCCGCGUCUGAUGCUGGCUGAGUUCACGCUGGGCUCCAUUCACACCCAGCUGCUGCAGCUGUCCGACGGAGCCAUGAACGCCACCGUCCGCCUGUCUGAGUGCCUGCUGGACGACAAGAGAAGCCACAUCAAGAGUGUCACCUCCAGGAUGAUGGCCCAGAGUCCGGGCGCUGAGAAGAGCGUGAUGCUGGUGUUGAGCUACCGCGCGGGGCGGGAGGGCACCAGCCUGCAGGUGGCGCUGCAGGACCUGUACCUGUGCGCCAGCAUGGAGUUCCUGCAGACUGUGGCCAACGUCUUCCUGGAGGCAUUGGCCAACGGCCGGCCAGCCGCUCCGCGCAACGGUCGCCCCACCAACGCCAGCUCAAGUGCCACCUCCACCAAAGACACCGUCCCCGCUCAGCCGCCCACAGUGCUACGGAACACCUACAGCGUCAUGGUCAAGAACCCUGAGGUCGUGUUCGUGGCUGACCUCACCCGUCCCGAUGCGCCGGCCCUCGUCAUGACGACGCAGGUGGAGGCGGAGUAUAACGACGGGCCAGACGGCCAGCGGCUGACAGCGGUCGUGCGCGACCUGAAGGUCACAGCCUGCCCGUUUCUGCGGCAACAGCGGAAGCCCAACCAUGUGACCACCGUCCUACAGCCCUGCGAGCUCUUCUUCAACCUCCACAUGCCCACCAGCCAGCCGCAGAGCAUGGAGCUCAGCAUCAGCGCACUCACACUCAAGGUGUCCCCCAUCAUCAUCAACACGGUCAUCACCAUCCAGUCGGCGCUGACCCCUGCACCCGAGGGAGGAGAAGGGGACGAGAAGGAGAGCCCCAUGCCCUCUGACCUCUGGGAGCACCGCGACCUGCGCCAGCUCAAGCUCUGGUUCCUGGAGGAGGAGGGUGAGGAGGACGCCCGUUCGCUGGCGCCGCUGGUGCCCCAGGGCGACACCCUCAAGCUGGGCAUCGACGCCAUCUGCCUGACCCUGGAGGCCGGCGUGGGCCACAGGACGGUGCCCAUGCUGCUCGCCAAGGCGUCGUUCCACGGGGACGCUAAGAACCUCAGCACGCUCAUCAACCUACACAGCACCCUCAACCUGGAGGUGCAUUACUACAAUGAGAUUAUGGGUGUAUGGGAGCCACUGCUGGAGCCUCUGGAAGAUGAAACCUCAGAUGGAUUCAGACCCUGGAGCCUUGAGCUGAAGAUGAAGAAGAAGCCCCUGAAGCAUUCUGGGAUAGCGGAUGAAGUGGACUUCUCUGUGCCUGACUAUAAAACGGUCAUCAGCGUCAGCAGUAAAGACCAACUAAACAUCAUGUUGUCCAAGUGCGGCCUCAACAUGCUGAGCAACCUGGGCAUGGCUUUUGCCGCGGCCACCCAAACGGCUGAGAGUUUCCAGCGCGAUCAGGCUCCACUGGUUUUGAAGAAUCGCCUGGGUGUGGCCCUGUCCGUGCUGCUCAGCGACAUGUUUGUCCGUCUGGUACCUGAGACCCACGGCGACACCGUGUCUCUCAACCGCUCCAAGUCCACUGACCGGCGCGUGGAGCUGCUGGACGGACAGAAUCUCUUCAUGGACUUCGCCUCGGACCAGUUCUCGGCCAUGACUAGUCUCAACGCCAAGAACUACUACAUCCAGCCCACUCCAGUUGGCCACUCAGAAGCGAGCAUCAUCCCGCUCAUCAAGGUGGGCCGGGGCAUGUACAGCGUGCUGCACAACGAGUCCCACGUCACGCGCUUCUUCGUCUGUCAGAUCUACUCCGUAGAGGGCAGCAAGUACGUCAAGAUCCGCUCGCCUUUCCAGAUCAUAAACCACAGCACGGUGUCCUUCAGAGUGUUUGAGGGCUCCACCUGCCUCGGAACCUCUCUUCCCACCGAGGAGUUCUGUGUUCCGCUGGGCUCCUACAGGGCACAGUUAAGUCUCCAGCCCGUGAAUGCUGUGGAGGGGGCUGAGGCAGAAUAUGGGCCGUCUGAAGGUUUCAGCUACGAAGCGGUCACUAGUCAAUCUGGCGAGUGCGUGGAGCAGGCGUGCAGUCACCUCCGGGACAGUGAGUGUGUGUUCAAGGUCAACAUGGUUGCCAUGAGGGACACGGUGACCUUACACAGCACCGAGGAGAACUUUGACCCGCCCUACGUCCUGCAUCUGUGGCCCAGCGUCCAGCUGAGGAAUCUGCUGCCUUACCCCAUCACAUACUGCCUACAGGGCACUACCAUCUCCACCCCUGCUGUGCUGGAGGCGGGCCACUCCUGCCAGCUGCACACAGCCCUAUUGGACCAGCACACGGUGGAGCUCCGCCUCCUGGACUACAUGCAGCAGGAUUGGGUGGCCCAGUACAGUCUCCGCAGUGGCCAGGACGAGAUCAGCUUCCUGACGUUCAGCUCGCUGAGCGCGAGUGAGGAGGGCGCCGAGCUGGACGUGGGCGUGCACGUGCGCUACGAGGCCGGCCAGGCCCUGCUGGCGCUGCACUCCCCCUACUGGAUGGUCAACAAAACGGGCCGCCUGCUGCAGUACAAGUCCGACGACGUCCACCACAAACACCCCAAAGACUACAGCUCCCCCCUGCUCUUCUCCUUCAAGCCCAGGAACUUCUUUCAAAACAACAAGGUGCGCUUGAUGAUCUCAGACAGUGAACUGUCAGACGAGUUCUCCAUUGACACCGUUGGCAGCUAUGGUGAUGUGAAAUGCAAAGGUCGCUUGAAAGAUUAUCUGGUUGGGGUGAAGAUUGACGCCACCAGCUUCAGUCUGACGCGUGUGGUGACGUUCGUACCCUUCUACGUGCUGGAGAACCACACCAGACACCUGAUCAGCGUGUGUGAGGAAGGCCACGAGCAGUGGACUGAGGCACCGCCACUGCAGUCUGCUGUUCCCUUCUGGCCUGAAAGAGAGUCUAAGAAGCUGAAAGUCAAAGUUGAAGGGUGCCAAUCAACUCAAGUCAUCAACUUCCACAAGCCAGAGAACUGCCUCUUACUUCAUCUUGACAACACUUUGGGAGGCAUCACUGUGGAUGUGAAUCUGACGGAACACUUGGCUGUAGUGCGUUUCUCUAACUACCACGAUGGCGCUGCCCCCUUCCUGCUCAUCAACCACACCAAAGAGCACACGCUUCAGUACCACCAGAGCUCUCAGAGGGAGAUUGUGGAGUUAGAAGCUGGGCAGGCCGUGUACUACACCUGGGCUGAGCCGACCGGGUCACGUGUGCUAAACUGGAGCUGGGGUCACCACUCAGGAGAGCUCAACAUCGAGGAGGACCUUUUGCUGGAUGUGGGCGGGGAGGGCUCGCUCUUCCUGCUGUCAUUCUAUGAGGGCCUCCAGCGGGUGGCGCUGUUCACGCAGAGCAAGCGGCUCUACCAGAACAUCUGCAACAGCGAGAAGGCCGAGCUGGCCAACCAGGAGAUCAUCCUGGCCCUACAGGACCUGGGCGUGUCCCUCGUCAACAACACCACCAGUCAGGAGGUGGCCUUCAUUGGCAUCUGCAGCUCUGACGUGGUGUGGGAGUGUAAGCUGCAGAAGAAGAACCGCUGGAAGACUCUGAGUAUAAAGGAUGCAGAUAUGCUGGAGCGGAGCUACAGAGAAUACAUCGAGAGCAACCCAGUAGACAACAAAAUCCUCACACUACCAAACGACUCCCAGGUGUCCCUGACUCCUUCUGGUUUAGAGAUGCGGAUGUUGAAGCCCUAUGAUGCUUUGCUGCGCAGGAACUUUCUGCCAGCACUGAAAGUGGAGUAUAAGGUGUCGGCGCGGCAACAAGCCUAUCGUGUGCAGAUAAACCACAUCCAGAUUCAGAACCAGCUUCCUGGAGCCAUCUUCCCUGUUGUGUACUACCCUGUGAAGCCACCCAAGUCUGUUAGCAUGGACUCAGAACCCAAACCCUUGACUGAUGUCAGCAUCAUCACGCGAGCUGCAGGCCACUCUGACAUCUUGCGCAUCAAGUACUUCAAGGUUCUGAUCCAGGAGAUGGAUCUGAGGCUGGACCUCGGGUUCCUGUACGCCCUGCUCGACCUUUUCACACAGGAACACAUAGAAACGGUCACAACUGAGCAGGAGGUGGAGCUCUUUCAGAAAGACAUUGAGUACAUAAAGACACAACUGCACCAUGUCUCCAGCACAGACUCCUCCCCCAUCAGCCUCUAUGAGUACUUCCACAUAUCCCCCAUCAAGCUCCACCUGAGCUUCUCUCUGAGUACGGGAGGGGAGGAUGGGCAGAAGGAGAAGAGGCAGAAGGAGCUGAUCCCAGUGCAGAGUCUCAACCUGCUGCUCAAGAGCAUCGGGGCCACGCUCACAGACGUACAGGACGUGGUGUUCAAACUGGGCUUCUUUCAAAUGACCUACAAGUUCAACACAAGGUCGCAGCUCCAGUGGGAGGUCAUCAGACACUACUCUAAACAGGCUAUUAAGCAGAUGUACGUGCUGGUGCUUGGUCUGGAUGUCCUGGGGAAUCCGUUUGGUCUGAUCCGUGGCCUGUCUGAGGGAGUGGAGGCUUUCUUUUACGAGCCCUAUCAGGGUGCUAUCCAGGGUCCUGAAGAGUUUGUGGAGGGCAUGGCGCUAGGUGUCAAAGCCCUUGCUGGCGCUGCAGUCGGUGGUCUGGCGGGCGCUGCGUCCCGUAUAACGGGGGCGAUGGCGAAGGGUGUGGCGGCGAUGACUCUGGAUGAGGAGUACCAGCAGAAGAGACGCGAGGCCAUGAACCGCCAGCCCAGGGGCCUCAAAGAGGGACUCGCCCGGGGGGGCAAGGGCCUGGUGUCUGGUUUUGUGAGUGGCAUUACUGGGAUAGUCACCAAACCCAUUAAAGGAGCACAGCAGGAGGGAGCUGCAGGUUUCUUUAAGGGUGUAGGGAAGGGGCUGGUAGGAGCAGUGACUCGGCCCACUGGGGGCAUCAUAGACAUGGCCAGUAGCACCUUCCAGGGCAUAAAGAGGGCUACAGAGCCGUCUCAGGAUGUGGACAGUUUGCGUCCUCCACGCUUCAUCCAUGAUGACGGUGUGAUCCGCCCCUACAGGGAGAGAGAGGGACUAGGGAGCCAGAUGCUCCAGAAAAUUGAGAACGGGCGCUUUGCCAAGUACAGGUACUUUGCUCAUGCCAAAGUGAACGAGUCGGACUUCCUGAUGAUCACCAAGAGGGGCAUUUUCUUUGUCACAAAGGGAACAUUUGGUCAGUUGACAUGUGAAUGGCAGUACCUGUUUGAUGAGUUCACCAAGGAGCCAAUGAUUGUAGAGGACCGACGGCUGAGGAUUGAGGCCAAGGAGCGAGUCAAGUCUGUAUUUCACGCCAAAGAGUUUGGCAAGAUCAUCAACUUCAAAACUCCUGAGAUAGCGAAGUGGGUUCUCGCCAAGCUGGAGGAUGCAAGAGAAAGUCUGCCAAAAUACUAACAAGUCACACGGCCACCUCCUUUGUGUUGCAGUGCCUUUGGUUCUGAUGUAAUUCAGCUCACUUACCACUAGGUGUCAGUAGUGUCACGCAUCAGUUUGUACUAUGCUUUCACAUACAUCCACAACAAAACCUCUCCAUUGCUUUAGUACACACAUCCACAUACAGCUUAUGGCCAAGUAUGCCUCUAAAGUGCAAACCUUAUCCUGUGUUUUCACCUCACUUCACUUCUGACACGCCACACUGUUAGUGGGAAUGUUAAUAUCACAAGCCAAAACACGUCAUGGAGAACCCUAUUUAUAAAGACAGCUGGAAUAUGUUUACGUUUGUGAGUGAGUGAGGUAAUACUUUACUUGACUGAAUGAAUGAAUGAAUGAGGGAGUGAGUGAGUUGCUUCUGAGUAUAACUUGUAUUGUUUAAUUUGAAAAUGAAAAAAUGAUUUUAUGAAAAUAUUUGUUUCAAACAGGAAUAUUUUUCUACCUUUAGCUUUUGCAUGUUAAGAACAUAUAUGUAUUAGAAUUGGGGUGUAUUGCUAUUUUCAGUAUUUCAUGUGACUGAUAAACUGUUUACUGUAACACUACUGCAGAGGCAAGAGGGUGGGGUUAAAUAAUAUGCAAUAAUGAUUAUGCCUAAUGCUUGCGUUUGUGUACAUUUUAACUUUGCUUUAAAUUGUUAGUGUUUGCCCAUAACUAAGUAUAUGCCAUGUCCAGUCUUAAAACAUUUUUUUCAUCAGUUUUAAAUAAAACAUCUAUUAAAUAUA